Molecule: messenger RNA, 1395 nt
Organism: Anneissia japonica
Lineage: Eukaryota; Metazoa; Echinodermata; Crinoidea; Comatulida; Comatulidae
Product: low-density lipoprotein receptor-related protein 1-like
Exons: 6
Coding region: 125-1321 (398 amino acids)
Source: RefSeq, a predicted model, not a curated record
UACGUUGUGUUAACUUACAGCUUUUGGAAAGGAUAAAGGAAAUACACUGUUUUUGGCAAUCUACCAGUAUCCUGUGACGUAUAUUGCCUGGCUUCCUGCAAAUCCAGAAUCCUACAAAAAUGACAUGACGUUAAUAUAUAAUAGCAGCUAUACUAAGUCCACACACUACUGGACCUCAGUAGCUGCUGAUUACCAUACAGGAAAUGUUACUUUCCAUGAUAAAGUAAACCGCUGGAUAUACUUAAGUGAGGAUUUUGGAACUCCUGGUGGCGGCUUUGCUUUUCCAAUUGAAGGUGGAACCUCUGGUAGAGUGGAGGCUAUGGCAAUUGACUGGUUGGCUCAGAAUGUGUACUGGGUGGACGAGGGUUACAAUUGGAUCAAAAUGACGAAUUAUCUUGGAGAAGGAGAAUCAUUGAUUGUUGAUUUAGGUCUCGAAAGGCCGUCUGGGAUAGCCUGCCAUCCUAUAGAAGGGUAUCUGUUCUGGACUGAAUUAGGGAAUAAAUAUCCGGCUAAGAUUGAAAGAUCAUCUCUUUCAGGAGGAAAUAGAGUCACUAUUGUUACACUUGUUAGCGAACCAACGGCUAUAGCAGUAGAUACUAUCACUAACAGGAUUUACUGGACUGAUCAUAAUGCAACUAACAGUAAAAUUGAAUCCUCCGAUGUAAAUGGUGAAGACAGACGAAUGGAAGUGUCACAACCUUUAUCUGAUGGCAAAUUUAAAAGUAUUUCUGUCGACGAAGAUUACAUAUUUGUAAGUGUGUUUGUUGGAACUGAAUAUAGUAUUCGUUACUACAACAAGUCCACGCCAAGCGAAUUGGUGUUUGAAUAUAGCUUCGAUAACUCUCUCUUCGUAAACGACGUGUGUGUCACGGGUCCGAAUAUCCAGCAGAAGCCAGUAACAUUGCCGUGUGAUGGACAUACUUGUGGUCACUUUUGUGUAUCGGCCGCCGACGGAAAACACGAAUGUAUUUGCAGGGAUAACUAUGUUUUAAAUCCAAAUGGAACAUGCAGUAUUGAUUUAUCCUUAUAUCACCCACCAUACUGCGUAAUUGGAAGGAUGAACGGCGUUUCCAGAUUUCACCCAACUCUUCUCCAUUAUGGUCUAGAUGAUAAACAGCAAUACAUUUCUGAUAUUCUUGGCAAAUAUUAUGGAAAUGUAACAGCGGUGGCAGUUGAUAUACGCAGCCAUAUAUUGUUUUAUGCUUCUGAUACACAUAAAAAUAUGUAUGUUAUAAGACUGGAAAGUGGGCAAUAUCCAAUAGUUAUUGAGUCAAGUAUUGGACGCGUUGAUGGUAAAUAUUAUUUUGUAUAUUCUAAUUAAUGUCUUACAUGCCUAACACUCGUCAUCAUCAUCAUCAUCAUCAUCACCAUCAUCAUCACCACCAUGUGCCAUCU